Messenger RNA from Stereum hirsutum FP-91666 SS1, 1155 nucleotides. RefSeq lists its product as uncharacterized. Gene Ontology annotation, cellular component: nucleus. The record is from RefSeq and is a predicted model, not a curated record. The coding region runs from base 1 to 1155 and encodes 384 amino acids. The transcript has 3 exons. Gene Ontology annotation, biological process: regulation of cell cycle. NCBI's taxonomy places the organism in Eukaryota, Fungi, Basidiomycota, Agaricomycetes, Russulales, Stereaceae.
AUGUCCGACGUUCAGAAAGAGACAUGCUCGUCUCUGUCGACGGCCCUCGCAAGCCCUACGCCACCCUCGCCACCCUUACCCCUCCCAUCCCUCCGAAAGGACCUCAUCUCCCUCCUCUCGCUGAUCUAUUCCGAUGCCACAAAGCUAUCAAUAGCGCUCAAGCCACCUAAGCCUACGUACUCCGCAGGAAUAUCUACCACAAAGGAGUUCACAACACAUAUAUCUACGCUCGGCUCUAACGCCGCCUCGUUCGAUCCGAACGUCCACGGACGAACACUGACCGAGGAAGUCCACCGUCUUGCUUUAUCCGUCCUCGAUGCAGUACGGGAACUGGCUCAUGCACACCGGAAUUUACUCCAGGAGGGAGGAAGUAAGGGUAUGACGGGUGCCGCGGGCGAAGAUUAUCUCGUCAAGACGGCAGCCAUACAUGAUAUUGUCUCUCGUGCAAAAUCGGAUUCACCUUCGGGAUUGUCUCAGGAUAACAUUCAGGCUGUUCGGAAACGAUGGAAUGCUCAUGGGGAGACUCUGAACGACGCUGUCGAAGAGUUGGAUGAAUUUAUUAAGAGUGCGGAGGAAGACGGUGAUGAGGAUGAGGACGAUGACGAGGAGCAGGGCGGAGAUGGAGACGACAACGACGGCUGGGCGGAAGCAGGUUUUGAUUUCGGGUCCAGCAAUAAAAAGAAAUCUCCCGAACAAAUCCAACUCGCUCAAACACUCCGUCCCCUCAUCCACCACAUCUCAAAAGUCUGUGCCUACGCCGGAAAAACCAUGCUCAUUUCCCCCUCCUCUACGCCCUCACAAAAUCCCGGUCCACCCCCCAAUCCCUCCCCGUCCUCCCUCGACGCCCUCCUCAGCACCGCCUCAGCCCUGACCAUCUCCUCCGACGAACUCGUCUCCCGAAUAGAAGAUCCCUCAGACUUAAUCGAAGCACGGAACGAAUUCGCAGACGCGAUAGAUGAGCUAGCUAAGGCUGUGGACGGAUUGUGGGUGGAUGCGGGUGCGGGUGCGGGUGAGGAGGGGAAAGUCGAUGACGAGCAGAAGGGGAAGGAAGGGAAGCGGAAGGGGAGUAGGAUUUGGUUCGGGUUGCAUUUUGCGAAUGUGAGGGAUAGGGUGCGGAAGGUCGAGUAUUCGAAGCCGAACGAAGGAGGAGAGUGA